AUUAACCAACUGAAGAAGACAACAACGGAGAGACAAGAGGAAGAAAAUGACAGGGCGCGCAAAAAGAAAACCCAGAUCAGUUCAGGAGUCAGGCUCAGCCAAUGGAGAGGCGAAGAAAGCCCGAACCGGGGAAGCUAAAGCUGGGACAUUGUCACAAGUGAAUUCAGAGCAACGUGAUGAGAUGGAACAACUGUACGGUUUCCAAAUGCCAGAAGAUCUGUACCACUUCUGGGAUUUCUGCAAGGAGCUUUGCCCUGAUAACCCACGUGGUGCUCUGAAAGACACACUGGGUUUGCAGCUGGUUGGACCUUUUGAUGUUCUGGCCGGAGCUCACAGAAACGCCAAGAAUCCUCAGCCCAACUUCCACCUUCACUGGAGGUAUUUUUAUGACCCUCCAGAGUUUCAGACUAUACUUCGGGGGAGUGAGGACAGCAAGCAUCACAUGGGCUACUACAGAGAUACUCCAGACUCCUUGCCUUCGUUUGUUGGGGAGAAUGAAGCUAAGAAGGGCUGCACUAUAACACAGAUGGGGGAUAACAUAUUUGCUGCUGCUCGGCUGUAUCUGCUGAGGAAGAGGAAAGAGAGGGGCGGUAAAAAAUCUGAGGGCGAGGCUUCGGAAAGCUUGGAGGCAAAGCUAAGGAACAAGGCAGAGACUCUAGGAUUUUCUUUAGAACAGAAGACCAAAGGCAUGAAGGAGAGAGACAAGAAGGUGGUCACCAAGACUUUCCACGGCGCCGGCAUCGUUGUGCCUGUAGACAAAAAUGAUGUAGGAUAUAGAGAACUACCAGAGACGGAUGCUGGUCUCAAAAAGAUCUGCAAAGCCAUUGCAGAAGCAAAGAGUGAUGAGGAUCGUGUCAAAGCCUUUGGACCGGUCCAGGAGAUGGUCACUUUUGUUCAGUUUGCCAAUGACGAGUGCGACUAUGGAAUGGGUUAUGAGCUUGGAAUAGACCUCUUCUCUUAUGGAUCUCAUUACUUCCACAAGGUAAUCAAGCAGCUCCUGCCCAUGGCCUACAGCUUGCUGAAAAGGAAUUUGUUUGGUGGAAUUUUGGAGGCCCACCUCUCCAGCCGCAGCCAUGACAAGCUGGACCAACUCUCUGCACAUUAAAAAAAAAAGAACAAAACAGAAUUGAUUCCUAACAGAGUCUGUUCUGGCUCUUGAAAGUUUUCCCAACAUGUCCUUUUCUGUUGUUUGUCAUAGUUAAUGUUUUUGGUGCUGCUGUCUGAUGGAAACCAGUUCCGUGAAGUCUCCUUGUAAAAGUUAAUGUCAAAUAAACAUUUUUUUAUAUAUUUUUA
Molecule: messenger RNA, 1293 nt
Organism: Melanotaenia boesemani (Boeseman's rainbowfish)
Lineage: Eukaryota; Metazoa; Chordata; Actinopteri; Atheriniformes; Melanotaeniidae
Product: histone PARylation factor 1
Exons: 8
Coding region: 47-1105 (352 amino acids)
Biological process (GO): regulation of protein ADP-ribosylation; DNA damage response
Cellular component (GO): nucleus
Molecular function (GO): histone binding; poly-ADP-D-ribose binding
Source: RefSeq, a predicted model, not a curated record